CCAUGCUGCUCCACCUCACCUCACGAGUCUCACACCUCCUGCAACCCUCUCUCCUUUCUUUCUAGAGAGAGAAAGCAAGACACGCCUAGAGACUAGAGAGGGCGGCAGUCAGUGCGAGCGUGAGGACGGAGGAGGAGAUGGAGAGGGCGGCGCCGGUGAGGAGCUCCCACACCUCGACGGCCAACCUGCUCGCGUGGCCGCAGCCCCAAGGCCCCGCCACGCCGUCGCCGGCGCGCCACCCCGGCCAGCCGUCGGAGGCGAUCAGGAAGGUGGUGUUCGGGGGCCAGGUUACUGAGGAGGAGGCCGACAGCCUUAGCAAGAGGAAGCCGUGCUCCUCGCCCAAGUGGAAGGAGAUGACGGGGAGCGGCAUAUUCGCGGCCGGGAGUAACUGGGACGCCGGGGAGGCCACCGCUGCCCCGAAGCCCGCCCGGAUUGCCUCGCGCCAGGCGAUCAGUACUGUAAGCCACAUCUCUUUUGCUGAGGAUGGAAGUGAUCCACCCAAAAAGCCAACUUCACUAGCUGAGGUGGCAAAGCAGCGUGAGCUUAGUGGUACUCUUCAAAGUGAGGCAGACAGUAAGAUGAAGAAGCAGAUAUCAAAUGCAAAAUCCAAAGAGCUCAGCGGCCACGACAUCUUUUCUGAUACUCAAGAUUUCAGGUCUAACAGGGCAAGGAACUCAUCAAAUGGCAGCACUCCCUCACACACACCUGUGAAAAAUGCAAACGUGAGCACCUUCUCGUUUGGAGAGGCCAACACUGACAGCGCGCCGAAAACAGCAAAGAAGAUUACUGGCAAGAAGUUCACUGACCUCACCGGCAACGACAUCUUCAAGGGAGAUGCAGUGCCAGCUUCUGCAGAGAAGCAUCUGAGCACCGCAAAACUGAAGGAGUUUACUGGUAGCAACAUUUUUGCAGAUGGGAAGGAACCAGCCCCGGCGCGCGUAGGUGGAAACCGCAAGCCUCCUGGCGGCGAGAGCAGCAUCGCGCUGGUUUAGCAUCUUGGAUGGACCUUGUCCUAGCCCAUGUUUGCCUCCGUAGGAGUUUGUUGAUGGCGCAGGUUGAACCUGUCAGUUUGCAGUCUUGUUUUCGUGAUCCGGCUGUGCGUCCCAUUUUUAGUCAUCAUGAUCUAGUUUAACUUUUGGUGUGUGUAUGCUGUUUUGUUUGGUUUGUGACAUGCCCAAUGGAACAAUUUAAUGGCGUGCUGUCUAAUUUCUGUGACUGGAGAUGCAGUGUAUUGGUACCAUGCUCUUGUCAGUGGAUAUACAUGUACUACUAUGUUUGAGAAAUAAUAACAUGAUGAAUCAGAA
This is a messenger RNA of Phragmites australis (common reed), 1304 nucleotides long. RefSeq lists its product as uncharacterized. The record is from RefSeq and is a predicted model, not a curated record. Bases 138 to 992 code for a protein of 284 amino acids. The transcript is spliced from 5 exons. Lineage: Eukaryota; Viridiplantae; Streptophyta; Magnoliopsida; Poales; Poaceae.